Molecule: messenger RNA, 543 nt
Organism: Closterium sp. Yama58-4
Lineage: Eukaryota; Viridiplantae; Streptophyta; Zygnematophyceae; Desmidiales; Closteriaceae
Source: the annotation of a GenBank genome assembly
AUGAUUCAUCUCCUCCCUCCCCGUUUCAUGAUUCAUCUCCUCCCUCCCCGUUUCAUGAUUCAUCUCCUCCCUCCCCGUUUCAUGAUUCAUCUCCUCCCUCCCCGUUUCAUGAUUCAUCUCCUCCCUCCCCGUUUCAUGAUUCAUCUCCUCCCUCCCCGUUUCAUGAUUCAUCUCCUCCCUCCCCGUUUCAUGAUUCAUCUCCUCCCUCCCCGUUUCAUGAUUCAUCUCCUCCCUCCCCGUUUCAUGAUUCAUCUCCUCCCUCCCCGUUUCAUGAUUCAUCUCCUCCCUCCCCGUUUCAUGAUUCAUCUCCUCCCUCCCCGUUUCAUGAUUCAUCUCCUCCCUCCCCGUUUCAUGAUUCAUCUCCUCCCUCCCCGUUUCAUGAUUCAUCUCCUCCCUCCCCGUUUCAUGAUUCAUCUCCUCCCUCCCCGUUUCAUGAUUCAUCUCCUCCCUCCCCGUUUCAUGAUUCAUCUCCUCCCUCCCCGUUUCAUGAUUCAUCUCCUCCCUCCCCGUUUCAUGAUUCAUCUCCUCCCUCCCGUUUCAUGA